Aureobasidium uvarum is the source of this 2064-nucleotide messenger RNA. Lineage: Eukaryota; Fungi; Ascomycota; Dothideomycetes; Dothideales; Saccotheciaceae. The record is from the annotation of a GenBank genome assembly.
AUGCAAUCUCAACUGACACAGCUCGAAAAGACUGUUGUUUCCUUCUGGCGAGACACUAGCUCCAAGCUCGAGACUGCAGGUUCAUCCACCGAUCAUGGUACGACCAAAGCUGGAGAUUUCGGGGACUCAUCCAAGAGCAAUCCCGUAUAUGCUUGCGAGUACGGUCAUACAGCCACUAUCCAGGGCAAGGUAUACACAUCUGCGAGCAAUCUGGAGUGCCAAAAUCUCGUCCAGAAAGACCAACAACCUGAAGUGCCUGCCAUGGAGCAAGAAUCAAAUCCAGAUGUCUUCCAUGGAUCCUUGAGACAACGACUUGAUUGUUUGGCCAAGCUGGUGACUGCCGAGCAGGCCGGAAACACAGCAACCCUUGAUUGUUUCAACAAGGUCUUCGAAUUGCUCCAGUCAAUCUUAGACCAGUUUGCGAAUGUCGCUACGAAACAAGGCCUUGACGCUGUGCGCGUUGGAACAAGACACGACGUGGACCUUUUCCAUAUUGCAUUGCAGGAGGAUCUCGAGAACAACCGAACAAAGACUGUGCAAGAUCUCAAGACUGUAUCUGAAGAAUGGAGGCAAAAUUUCAUGCGCUGUCAAGAUGAGAAGACUUCAGGUGAAACCCACGAUCAACAUGACAGAACAAGGCAGGAUAUCCUAUCCUUGCGAAGAGAGAUGAAACAAGGCCUCAAGCUAUUCAGAGAGGAAGCGAAGCAGCAUUUUUGUAUUUCCCGAGAGCAGACGACCCGUCAUCUCAAAGCUUUUGGUCAAGAACACAAUCAACAUGUGUCCAACACCGUACACCGGCUCAACGAAUGUCUAACCAACCAGAAAAGCUCACUUGUGGCGUUCUUGGAAUCCGAAAAACUGUUCAGGCAAAAGUUGCUAAGUGUUCCGGAUGCACUGAAGGAGCUGGAAGAAGUCAUUACCACAAGAUUGCCAGGGAGGGAAGACCAGCCUCAGGAGGAGAUGCCACAAGCUUUCUCGUUUGCCGAAAUUAUCAAAACCCAUCAUAAGCCCUUAGAGGGAGACGUGACUGGUAGCGAAGUUUGCGUUCAGAUGCACGACCAAAGCACACAAACCACUGAGCUCGGCGUGAUGUCUCAUCAAGGCACUCAGACCAACGAACUUGAUGAGGCUCCCUCAAACGACCAAGGCAUGUCGUUCUCUCCUGACGUUGUACUCGAGGAGACUUCGGAUGCCAGAUUGGGAUAUGGAGAUGUGAUAAGUGAAGGCACACAGACUCUUGCGUUGGAGGAACAGUCGUUGGAAAGGUCGGUUCCAACUCCUACUGCCUCUGUCGAUACCAACAAGGCGUACCUGGAGAUGAUACCUCUCAUUCUGACUGGAAUACGCGACAUGGACCAGAAGGUUUCGGUUCUCAUUCGAAGGGUCGAGCAGCAAGAAAAUCGUGCAUCCCCUCGAGAAGUGGCAGCUUCGACAACGCACCUCACCGCGAGAGUUGGUGCUGGCAUAGACCUUGAAAUCACGUCUUCGAGUCGAGAACGUGUCAAUAAGAAACCCAAGGCCUCUGGCGAGUUGGCAGAAAUGAGGAGCAAUGGAAGAUAUCUGGAAUCACUCGCCAGUCUCCUUCAACCUUACAUGAGCUCCACAAGUCCCAGCCUGGGAAGCAGUCGAGUACCUUCCGUAUCGGCCUCAGCGCGCAGGGUCAUCUCAGAAGAAAAGUCGGCUCAAUCAAUCACAGGCAGAGACCAAAGUCAAGACACCCUGAAGGAAACAAGGUCAAGCCUUGAGAGAGAGAAGAAAAACAAGAAGCAGAAAACUAAACAUCAGGUCGACAUUAAAGGAGUGUUUGGCCACAAACAGCAGUUCCCCAGAGCGUCGGUCUCGAACAGUAGCAGUGGUGAAUCUGCACAAGGCCAGAACGUUCAGAAACGAAAGUGGGAGGCGCCAGAGGUUCCACGGUCUCGAGCGGACUUGCUGCAGCAACAACAGCAAGCGUACCGCAAGAACAAAAGACGAAGUGAACAAUCUCACUUCAAAGUAGCUGGGGCGCAACGGGGUUGCAUGUCGUCUGUAGCCGAUAAUAGGUCCGUACCGGUCUUCCAAUAA